Molecule: messenger RNA, 11255 nt
Organism: Pocillopora meandrina
Lineage: Eukaryota; Metazoa; Cnidaria; Anthozoa; Scleractinia; Pocilloporidae
Source: the annotation of a GenBank genome assembly
AAUUGCACGUGAAAGAUGGCAGAUCUUCGAGAACCUUUCGAACUGUGUAAAGUCUUGCAAAAUGGCUCGCUUAUUGGAAUAUCAAGACUAACUGGAGAUGAAAAUGUUCUCCUUACGUUUAGUGAUAGAAGAGUUCUUGUUUACAAUGUGAGUAUGGCAACACUGAGGAGAGAAGUUGAAGAGUAAAUGCCCAUUGAAACUUAAAGUUGUCCUAAUUCCUGUGGAUGAAAAUCCAAGUAUUAAUGUAAUGCUUUUUUUAUCACAUAGCUGCAACAUCAGAAACUUAUCAACAGCUGGUCCGUGGAACAAAGAGAUGAAGUAACUAGUGCUGCAGUUUAUAAUCCUGUCGAUAAAACUUUCCUGAUGGCCGUAAAUAAGACGGUAUGACAUCGAGCUACAUGUGAUGUUUAUGUGUAUACAAUUUUGUAAUAAGAUCUCAACUCACCCGCCAUUUAAAACAUAUCUAAAUUUUGAAAUAGACAAGGGAAGUGUUCAUGCACUUAGUGAACCCUCUUCCAACGCACGUCAGGGCUCAUUUAGUUAAAUUUCUUUUUAAUAUUUGUAACUAAAAAGCACAUGGCCACUAUAGCCACAUCCUGUCUUUGAAUCACAAAUCAAACGUACCGUCUUUCACAAUGAGAUGACGUCUCACCGCUUCUACUUUUGCACUUGUCUUUAUAUAUUUAGGAGAUUUUCAUGUGGAAAGAAACUGAUUCAGAUUUAAAUUCAUGUCAAAGAAUCCAAGUAAGUUUUUUUUGUGUUUGAUAUUUAUUAUAUAUGUAUAGCAUAAGUCAUACAGAUCCUUGGAUGAUUUAACACAAACUUCAAAAUAAUCUUACGUAACAAUUGAGCUAACAUGAAAACAUUACAAGUUGAAAGAUAACUAAGAAAUAGACCUUAACCUUGUCUCUUCAAAGAGAUAUUUCUUGCAACUAAAUAAUUUGACAUGUCACAACUUUAUUUCACAUUGACUUCAGAAACAAGACAAACCUGGAAUAGUAAUUUGUCCUUGGAAAAAAUGAAGUGCUUACCUAUCAUUAUGAUUUAGAUACAUUGAGGGAUACCAUCACAACUGGCCUCAGCAAUUUAAAAUUAAAGCGAAUAUUAACAUAUUUAUAUUUCUUUUAGUCAGAGAAGAAUGUGUUUGGUCUCCAUGUGUGGAACCAUCUUAAAGUUGAUCCACUUGUCAUGUUUGAGGAUGGGUCCUCAAUGUUUUUGGCUGAUCUUCUUCAUAACAAUGAAGAAAGAAAAGCAAAAAGGAGGAAAGCCAUGAAGUGUACACAUGAGUAAGUUUCUUUUGAUAGGGAAACUGUCAAAGUUUGGAAGACAUGGUCGCCUUUUGCCUAGCUAAGCUUGGAUCAGCUGUUGUGUAAACUAGCAAUGCUUCUUACUACCUUAUGCCCUUGGAGACAGAGCUGAAAGCACAAUUAAAUAAAGGGGGUUGAUUUCUUAACCCUUUAACUUCCAGAUCAAAUUUGCCAUUCUCCUUACUGUUAACCAUACAAUUCUUAUAAUGUUAGUUCAGAGAAUUUAGUAUUGGAUCAACUAACUAUCCCCAAAUUAAUAUUUUUCUUUAUUCUCAUCACUCAUCUGGUUGAUAUUGAAGUGAUAUUGUAAGGAGAAAUUCUUUCCUGGUCACUCAUGGGAGUUAAAGGGUUUAGAAACUGUGGUGCUUAUUUUGGAAGGGGUAUCAUAACAUAAUUUGGUUUUGUCAACUGAGUGGAUGAAAUAAAUUGACCACUGUAAAGAGAUUCUAAAACUGAUGUUUUGAGUGUUAGUGCAUUGUCAGAGCAAAUGGAGGAAUUGUGAUAAUUCACGAUAUUUUUUUUAUUUUUCAGCCUUCUUUGGACUUCUGUUUUCCAUCACCAGAAUCAACUGUCUUCUGUAUCUCUAAGAAGAGAUGUAGGUCUUUUAAAUGUGUACCUAAAUUUACAUUGUAAUGAUUUUUAUUUUUUAUUUUAAUUUGUGAUAUUCUUAGGUUUUGUUCUGUUCUUAUUUUUGAGUCAAUUUUGUGUUCAUUAUUUAGAAAUUAUCUGAAUUGGCUGGGAGGAUUUUGCAGUGAUAUUAAUGUUAACUUAUUUAUUCUUGUAAGUAUGGUGUCUUUCUCAAAAGUUUUGUCUUUCUUGUGUGCUCUCUGAUGUUUAGGAAAAGAAUGAGUACAUUUUAAAUGCUACAAAUCAUGGAACACCAGCUCACUGGAAUCCAAAGAACCAGGCAAUGGAGUUCAAAUUAACACCUCCUGAAGAGGUAAUGACUAAAACUUACUAUGAGUUCUCCUGAUCAAGUGUCAGCUGCAAAUCAGCAUCUUAAUGUAUGAACAAACAUAGGCUUUUUAAAGCACGAGAACAAGCAUUGGGUGUGGGAAAGCAAUUGUGUAAUUUCAACUGGAGCUAUUGGUUCACUUGGUCCAUGGAUAACGAUGUAAGAGAGGAUAGAAAGGCAGUAACCAAUCUAAAUUAGACCUGAAAAACUAAAUUUGGUGUUAAAAGGGGGCAUAGAAAUUGUGGUCAGUGGGAGAGUAUAACAUGGUGAUUUGGUUUUAUCAACUGAGUUGCACCAUAAAUUGGCCACUGUAGAGAGUUUCAAACCUGAUGUUUCAAGCAUUAGCCUGUCAUCAUUUGCUCUGACGAAGGACCAAUGCUUUAAACAUCAGCUUUGACACUCUUAACGGUAAUACCAAAUUACUAAAUUUGAUCUUGUUUUGCUCAUGCUGUUAAUGUUUUUGAAAACACAGAAGAAAAGAUAGAUUAGAGUACCCAGCAAUGUGCCUGAUUAAAAAAUUAGAAGUUAAUAAACACAGCCAAGGAACCUUCUAACCUUGAUAUGCUAUGUGUUAAAUUUGUGUUGAUUGCAUGUCAAUGAUAAUUUUUAAAGAUUCAGAUUAAGUGAUUUGAUAGACCUCUUUCAUAAUGGAAAGUUUUAUUUGCACCAAAUUCUCAUACCUAAAAUCACAUGAAAUGUGUGGCAGACAGAAGGGAGAGUUGAUGUUUAGAUCUUGGAUGUCAAAGGGUUAAGAAGUGUAUGCAUCCUAUUGUAGUGGCUGACGUUUUGAGUGUUAGUUCCUCAUUGGAGUGAUUGGAGGAAUUGUGGGUUGUGUGUGGGUUUAUAUGUAGAAAAUGGAGUUACUCAAUGAGAAAACAAGAAUAAAUUAGUUGAGUGAAAAGUGCUCUUUGAGACUGUGGGGAUUAAGAGUGCUGAUUUAGAAGAUAAAUUUUUUUUCUAGAGUUUUGCUGACAUCAAUUUAAAUUGUGAUUUUAGGAUGCUGAGCUAUUGUGUGGCUGUCUAUAUGAGGAAGGAUGUCAUUUAGUAUCUUACUGUAAGUAUUUAAGUAAAUGAGUAGCUAUCAAGCAUUCACUACUAAAAUGAUAUAAGUGAUAAACUAAACUUUUUUUGGUAAAAAUUGAAAAAUAAAAAAAUUUAGAGUCAUUGAAUUAUGCAAAGCUAACUAUACUAAAGGUAUUGUAGAUAGGGCUUAAGUGGGAACCUUUUAUGGGAAUUCAAAAUCAUGAUCUAUUACCAUUUUAAAGAUCUAACCCCAAAUUCCUCUUUUGUUGUGGUUUUCCCAGGGUCCAGUGGAGCUCUUUGUCUCACCGAGCUGGAAACAGCACUAAAACAGAAACAAGGUGGUGAAAUACUGGAUCUUUCCUGCAAAGUAAUUCAGAGGUUACAACCUCUGCAACAUGAAAGUAAUAAGGAAAAGGUAUUACUGACAAUUAUGUUUUGUUAUCAGUUGCAUCUUUGAUCACUACAUGUAUGACAUACUGCAAAAUGCUGGAGCAGAAAUGUGGUAAUCCAAUGAUUGUUAGAAUGCUGUACUGUGAUUAAAAAAGUUCAGGUUUAAGCCCAUGAUUGGGAUUGUUGUGUUGUGUUUUGAGACCAGAGACUUGCUCAUUCUUAGAGUACCUCUUUCCAGGCACAAGUAUAAAUAAUGUGCACAAGAGAACUAAGAGCAAAACAUGCUGAAAUGUUGGUGAUAACCUGUGAUGUAGUGGCAUCCUAUCCAUAGAAAAGAGCAAUACUUCUCAUCACUAUUCUAGAGAAUCUGAUGUAAGCUCAAGUGAGAACACUAGCAGGAUGUAGGGUGCUUGUGAACCAUUCCUUACCCUUCGCAUUUAAUUUGUUAUGGCCUCAACUGUUGUUUACCUUGUUCAGACCACAUGAGAAAUCUAUGACAUAUGAAGCUAAAGAGGUUUAUUGCCUCCUGGUCUCUCCUGGGAGUGAAAAGGAUAAUGAUAUUGUAUACAACAUUUGCCUUGUUUUCUUAUUCAGAGGUGUGUAGCUAUGUCAGCUGUAGACCUGGAUCAUAUUUGUCUCUGUGGAAGCAGCAUGAUUGAUGGGAAAUUGAAAGGUACAAAGUCAUAUACAUCUUGUUGCAAAUAGUUAAAGAGAAAACAAUAAAUCAUAAUUUGAAGGAUGUUAUCUUCAUAUCACACCAAACUACAUGUUUGUCUCUGUGGAAGCAGCAUGAUAGUUGGAAAAUUGUUGCAAAUAGUUAAAGAGGGAAGAAUAAAUUUUAAUUGAAGGGUAUUAUCUUCAUAUCACACCAAACUACACAUUUGUCUCUGGAAGCUGCAUGAUUGUUGGAAAAUUGGAUGGUACACCUGUACAAAGUUAUUACAUUAUGUAGUGAAUAGAUAAAGAGAAUGGAACAAAUUAUAAUUUGAAGGGUGUUUCAAACCAGACCUCUCCUUUUCAAAAAUAUGACAGAUUUAAAUGCAGUCUUUUUGUCGUUUCAGAUGUGGUCAUGAUAUGGAACAUAAAGUAUGGUACUUUGCAGUCAUGGCAGACUUUGGACAAAAUCAUUGAAAAACAGAGUUCACUGCUCAGUUACUCACGGAGUAGAGGAGCGGGCUGUGUAUGUUGUAUUCCAGGCUUCAUUUGUAUUGGCUUUCAUCAUCUUGUAGCUGUAUGUCAGUUCUCAAUUGAUAGAAGCUCGUUAGCAUCUGCUCUGGGACAACUAGAUUCAACAGCAAAGUAAGUGAUUCAUUUAAGUAAAGUUCUGUUUUUUCAAACUCUUAACCUUUUUACUUUACCAGUCAAGGCUGGUUGCUAAACAUAUGUAAUGUCAACAGGGUCUUUAUGAUUGUUUCGUUAUAUGUUCCCUCGGAUCCAAUCUUCGGCCCUCACGGAAGGAGCAUGAGCAGUGACUGGUAAUGGAGCCAGCUGCUUGACAAGAUCACCUGUUACAUCUCUCAUGUGCACAGUGUUCAUAUUUUAUUUGGGAUAUCAACAUGUAGAUUAAUGGAUAUAUUAAAAUGUUCCAUGGAGUCCAACUAUACAUCCCUAAAUCACUGAUCUUCAGAUCAAUAUCAGUAUCUGAGCAACUGCAAACUUUCCCCUCCCCUAGCCCAACUAUAACCCUAAAUUGUUAUCAGUUAAUUGUUGUUGGUUAGGGGAGAGGUAGGUGUACAGUUGUUAAGAUACCUGCAUUGAUCCAGAUCAACCCCUCACCAUGUUCUUGCCAGCAGGUAUUCUUCCCCACAGCCGUUGGUUGGUCUUGUUACUCAACGCCUCUUCUUUAUCAAAAGGCAAAGGAGACUACAGGCUUGAUUUCCGCCGUUUUCUCGGACCCAGUGUCUGUGGGAGAAGCUUGGGCUUAUCUCCUGAACAGCGUUUGGCAAUUGAGCUUGAGGAGACCAGCCAGCAUGCAGUUUUGAAAUGUUUGAACUAUUAAUUUUCUCUGCAUAGGUUCCUUAGGAAUAACAAAGUUAAACCAGAGCUGCUCAUUACGCCAAAGUUAGCAAGACCAGGCGAGGUGGGUAAUUUUUGAAAUGAAGACAGUAAAUUGGUUUGUGGGAGAUAUGUGUUUUUCUUAUAAUAUAUAUUGGUCCUACUUAUAAUAUUGUUAUUUGAGCAGGCUCUCAAGCACUGGCAAGAGACAAUUGUGAGAGAGGAUGAAGUGGAAAAAGAGGUUCUACAGAAGUUAAAAGAUCCAUCAAAGGUACACCUUUAGACUAGAAUGAACUCAAGAAUUUUAACAUUUCAGCUAAUCUAACACUUCAUGUAAGUAAUAAGAACAUAAUAGUUUGUUUGAUACAUGGCCUUCGAGCACAGGUCGCCAAAUUGGCAAUUUCGCCACAGGUUUAGUGUCUAAAAUGAUUUCUGCUCGUCUUUGUGACCAAAAUGAUCGUAGCGUGGAGCGCUGUCUAUAUAUCGCCAGAAUCAGAUAUGGCAAAAGUUUUGUAUGUAGAGGAAGAUAAGGACUGAAGGCAGUAUCAGCUGAGAACAGUCAUCAAAUAAAGAAGGAAGGUAGAUAUCUGUCACAAACUUGAAACAAAGAACUUAUCUGAGCAUCGCAUGAGUAUCCGAACCUUAGAACUUUCAUCCCAUUAUGUGGGAGAUAUCUAUUAACCUGUAUUUUUUCCUCCUUGCUCUGAUUUACAGACUCCUACACUUGAGGUGUUCUCUGCGGAACUUCGGAAAUACAUGGAAUUUAAGCUGUCUGAAAAAGGUAUGUAAACCAAUAACCCACUUUCAAAUUACCGUUGGCCUCAUUUUCAAAGCGAGUCCUGGUGCUCAUCCUUUCAUAUGAUUGUAACUUUUCAUUCACACGCAAAUAAAAUCAUUUUUCACUUGAAUGGUUGAGCGCGUUUUUAAAAAGAGGCCAAAGGGACUUCGGAAAUGGCCUAUUGUUGCUGGUACGAGAGGGGUCCCUACUGGUUUUUCACUGGGGAUCUAACCUUACCCUCCCCUUCCCCACGAGAGGGGAGACGCUCUUGAUGAUCUCCAUGCCUAGCGUGUACAUCAUGACUCGGUUCAUGAACUGAUUUUUGUUUAUUAACGAUCUUUUGCAGAUGAAAAACUUGAAAAUUCCAAUCAAUCACCGGAAUCUAACAAAGCUGUGCCUGUGUUUGUGGGAAAGGUAUGUUGUGAAAAAGAAAAAACCUUAUUUUCCGGUUUCAGUUUUGGUUAAGCCAUCACCUUUCAAUUAGUGACAAAAAAGAUUUAGACGUGUAAUACUGUCUAAUUUUAUGAACAUUAAACAAAAUUUAAUCCGCUAUCCUCCUCUUUCUAAUAAGCGGUUUUGGGAUCAAUAUUAGUAUCUGGGCAACGGCCCACCUACCCCUCCCCUAACCCAACAACAGUCAAUUGAUAACAAGUUAGGGUGAAUGUUGGGUUAGGGGAGGGGUAGGUGGGCCGUUGCCCAGAUACUGAUAUUGAUCUCGGUUUUGUAUACUUUGAUUUUAUUCUGGUGAUGUUCAGUCGAAAUGUCUCCAAAGACUGGUAACGAUAAACACAAAGAAACAAUGAAAACUCUAAAAAAUGUUGGUAGCUGUUUUUAUAUUUACAAACUGAGACCAAACAUUUUUAACAUUCUCCAGUUGAUGAUAACUCUGGUUGUGUAAUCUCGCCAUGUUCGUUACUGAUCUCCUAUCAAUAAUGAAAGAAGCAAUUAAGUUAUGUUUAGGAAUCUCAAGGGUUUAAUUUUAAAUAUUUUGUGCCACCUCUAGUUUGGUAAGAGGACAGAAGUAUUAUCACAACAUUUUAUAUCCAGCGUCUUGACGAGAUGUACCGAAGAGAAAAACUUUUGGGCGAGGGACUCUAUAUCUGAGCUCCUCAAAACAAAGUGUGUUCCAUCCAGGUAUGUAGAAGGGUACACAAAACGGUCAUGGUACUCACAAUGGUACUUGCCUGCGUAGCGGGUAACUGCGCGCGAGUGAUGUAGAUCGACCCACCCGAGCUGGAAUACAUGCGCAUAUAACUAAAAGAGCUCUCUCGCGUCGUGUGCGCGCGUGUGUUUCUUUUUUUCUUGCUUAAUGCCUACAGGCUACAACGGCACACCUCAGUGAUACAGUUUUGGGUCUAGUUUGGCGAUUUACGUAGUUUUCUUUUAAUUUUUUAAGUUGCAGUAAAGAUUUACUAAGAGCUAUUGUGGAGAGGAAUGACUUGGUGAGUGCGUCUGCAAAUAUAUUUGUUUAUUUAACCACGAUUUUUCGCUCAAAGAGAUACCAAGCAGGUGAAAAGUGUCACAUAUUACGACAGGGAAAGUUUCUAAGCGCUGUUUUGUUCCGGAGUUUUACUCCCACACAUACAGUGUACUUUAAUCACCAUACUUGGAGACUGGUCAGCGGAAUAUGUUGUAGCUUCGAUUCUUGUACCCUUGUUUUACCUUAGAAAGCUUUGCAGCGAGACGCCUGAUAUGGGUGAUUUUCGAUUGUCCACUCAGUUGUUUAGGACAGUGAUGGAUAAGGCGUAAAAAAAAAAAAUGAAAAUUGAAGUUCCAGCUCAGGUGACUAGCUCUUGUUUUGCCAAGAGUCUCAUUGUUUUCGGACCACUUUUGUACACCAUUGAUAAGGAUUGACUCACUUUGGAGAUACCUCUGUUCAUGCCAGGGCUUAAUGUUUACAUUGAUUUUGUAGGAUUUACUGGAAGAGUGUUUUGACAACAUAGAUGGAAUUGCUGAAGACACCGUCGUUCUCUGCGCUCGCCAUAUUUUAAGGUUUGUCAUUAUUCUAAACUGACAUUUUGAAUGUUUGUUCUCUGGAUAAGAAUUGAUGCGGUGUUAAGGAAGAAAAAGGUUGGAGGGAGUCGGUUAAGCGCGCGAGACUCCGCGAAGUGAAGCAAAACCAACGCAAUUUUGGAUCACUUGCGACACUGUUGUUGGGAAUGUCUGUUUAGGGAAUGUAAACUACCUCAACUUUGUCACCAAGCUCAGCACCGUUUACCCUCUACCUUAAGUUACUUAUUGCCCCAAAAAAGUUAACCAAUUUUCCUUCUCUUGUAGACUGGAUCAUCUAAUACUUGACGAAACAUCGAAAGAAAAUCAGAAAGAGGAAUCACAGGAAGAAGAUUUUGGUCAGAUGCCAUUAGGCAAGAAACAGGCCAAGUAUUUGUAUCCUGAAGAGAAACUGAGUUUAUUACGCAAAUUUAAUGUUGUUUUAGAUUGCUAAUUAGCUGAAUUGAAAAACCGACUUACUUUAACUAUGACCCAACUCCCUUUUAAUGAAAGGCUCAGAUAGCCUAAAUUGAAUUUUUUCCUUGAUGAAUGACUAGAUGUGCAAUAUUAAGCUACCCUGUCAAUGACUCUUUUCUUCAAUCCAGUUUAAGGAAGCUCUCUUUUAAAGACGUCAAAGUAAGUGACUUUGCAAACGUGUUUUAAUUUUGGACUGCACGCAGUCCGUGUUCGAAUAUCGUGUCCUUUGGCAAUACAUCACACGAGUUCAGAUGUGGUCAUUGUGUGAACUCUGCAUUAAAAUGUCCAGCAUUAAAACUCGGUUGGCUCAUUGUGCUGUGUUCAAGGGCAUUCUACCAACGCCAUCUUGCUCUAGUCGAGAGGGGAAGCAAUAAUAAGGGCAGUUCAUGCCAAGAAAUAACCAAAAUAAUCUGUAUGUGAUGGGCGACUAGACUUGCAAGAAGAAAUCUUUAUUUAUCUUUUAACUCGUCUGGUCAUUUAUUGUUAUUUGUGAUUUAAUUUGUUUAAUUUGUUGUACGCCUUUCUUUGAUGUGCUCUCUCUCUUUUUUUUUUUCCCAAGCUAUUAUUAGACUUCCUAAUGUAUCUUAUGCACCAUGGUCUGUCUGGCUUUGGAGAAGAAGUUGAUUGUAAAACUCUGAAGUAUCCACAGGUAGAGUUAAAGUAGUUUAACCCUCUCCUAAGAAGAAUGCUACAUUACGUAACCGUGUCUCAGUUAUUCGCUGGAGCCAUUUCAGUUAGAGAAGCCUUUCGACUGAGUGUCCAAAGCCAAAAUCAAAGUAAUCAUUACGGCAAAUCAGGAAAAAGGAAGAUACCAUAAAAGGCCAAUGAGAAUUUGAAGCAAAUUGAUUGGAGUGCGUGACUCAAUCGCGAUUGGUUUUAAGUUGACAUCUGAUUGUUGAGAGAGUGGCGCAAGAUUUUUAGUUCAAUCAGAGCGAAGUAAAGCAAAGCCGAUGCAAUCCUGUUCUACUUUCGACGCUUGAUCGAAGUGAAAUCACAGAAACUGUUUGAAACAUAAGAUAUCGUAAGUGACUUAGUCACGAUUGGUUAAAAGGGUUGUGUGGCAAUUUGAAAUUAAGCGUGGGAAAUUUACUUGGAAUGCGUUGGUUUUGCAUCGCUUUGCUUUCUGACUGGCUCAGAUAACCCGCGCCACCCUUUCAACCAAGUCAAAUUCAAAAGUAAAACCAAUUGCUUGUAAAGUUUUCGCCUUCCUCCGCGCUUCAGGCAGUCUGCUUGCUCUGAUUGGCUCCUUAUAAGAUCUUUCUCCUCUUUGAUUGGCCGCUGUGAUUACUUUGGCUUUAGUGUCAAGGCACUCUAUCAAAAAGCACUCUGAAGGAAAAUCCAAGAUAUGUCAAAUCACUUUCGACAUUGAAUUGUAAAUUAUCUCUUUUUCCUAAGCCAUUUUAUCCGUCCUAGGUCCUUGACUGGGCAGGAUUGCUGUUAAACGCUCAUUACACCCAACUGGUGCUCAUACCUGAAGCCCACGAAGUACUGGUCAGCUGUCAUCAACUUGUGGCUAAACAGGUAUAACAAACUUCAGCAUUAGGGUGGGGAGGAUAGGGCAGGGUAGCUGGAUUCUUUUUUUUGUCUGAUGCUUGUGCUUUGAAAUCAAAUGAGCUCUAGAGAAGGAGGUACAGCAUUCAUUUAUGAUAAAGUGAACAAAUGAUAAUCACAGUCUUUUUUCCAAAACUUGAUUGAGAAACAAGUUUUUUUCUUUUUUGAAGCUUCAUAGCAGUUCAUGGGGUGUGAGGCACAAGGGAUAGAAGUUUUCUCCGGAAAAUGCUGGUUUAUUUUUUAAGUGUUUAAUGUCAACAGACACUCGAAUAUGCGAUGAGUACUUAUUUGUGAUACAUUUUACCGCCCACGAUUUAAACCAUCUACUAACUUGGUAGCCAUUUUUUAUGUUGGUGAGGAAUAUCUUACUUAAUUCAAGUGAGAUGGCCUUGCCUAUAGUAAUGUAGUAUUCUCUCUAACGACCUAGGCAUUGAAGAUCAUUUCUCACCUUUUUAUAAUAAUUUUUUUUCUUUAGGUGCGUACUUAUGAUAAGCUGCGUUCUGUGGAAAGUUUCUUGGAUCAUUUUCGGAGACGGAAGGCUCUACCCAAAGCAGAGAAAGUGACACCUUACAGCAUCGAAACGCUGGAAUUAUGAAACGACGUAUCUCUGAAUGAGUGGUACUUCUAUUCUUUGAUGUUGAAGAUUGGGUGUGAGGAAUGCAAUCGUGCUCUCUGUUCAUGCUAGUAGUGACGAAUGAGAAAAAGGAUCAAUGAGGCAUUGACCGCACUCUCGGCGCAAACAGUCCUCACUUCUACCAACAGCUGAUCUUUUGCCCAACCUGGUUGUUAC